Molecule: messenger RNA, 1839 nt
Organism: Acromyrmex echinatior (Panamanian leafcutter ant)
Lineage: Eukaryota; Metazoa; Arthropoda; Insecta; Hymenoptera; Formicidae
Product: mid1-interacting protein 1
Biological process (GO): regulation of lipid biosynthetic process
Cellular component (GO): cytosol
Source: RefSeq, a predicted model, not a curated record
GACAAUCGUUUUCAUCCUCGUUCUCUCACAUUUCUCUCACGCAGAGAUACGAGCGGCGAGUUGCGAAUUGAUCCGUUCGUUUCUCUCCCUUUCACCCGGCUAUUGCGGUCUGUCAUCUUUUCGGAGCUCUCGCAGUCGACACGCGACCGUCCUCCGAUUCCUCUCUCUCUUUCUCAUCUGUCAUUAGUGACAGUCAGGUGCGCGUGCACUCGCAGACUACGCUGACAUAAGCAAAAUGAACUACGGGGACAUGCCGAACGUGGAUCCCGCCAGAAGUCUGCGGAGAAUCGCCCGGCAUGAUGAGCCGGAAUUCAGCAACGCCAGUAUCUUGAAUAGCAUGGAGAAGUUCGUGCGCACCGUGAGCGAGAUGGAGGACACUAUCCUGGUGCCUAGCCGUCUGCUGGAUCUAUCCGUGGGUGAUGCGGGUGAUACAAUCUGCAUGAAGGGCAAACGCGGCUGCACGGUGAAGGACACCCUGGCCAACACCGACCUAUACCGUCUCUACAACAUCAUCAACCAGAUGAAGAUCGAGUUACUGUGGUCACAGGAGCCUACGCGAGGCACCGUGGCGGACGAUCAAACGCCGAUUAAGAGUCAUCCGAUUGGUAGCCCAUCUGAACUGACGCAUCAUCAGACUAUAAGCAGUGGCAGACUUGGCCAUGUACGUUGUCCCAGCACCACGUCUAUGCAGAGUGUACAGAGCGCGUCCUCGAUCGCCUGGACCUCCGACUCGGACUCUGAGAACGGCAUUGAGAUUGACAGCGGUCUAGAAGGUGAAGAAUGCGUAGUCGAUCUAGCAAGCAUCGCCGCCGAAAACUUUAAGCGUCAUCUGCGUGGUCUUCACAGCAGCAUCGCCCGUAUGACAGAGGCAGCUGAGUAUCUGACGUUGCGGUAUCAAGCCGAUGUAGGUGGGCAGGUCUGAUUCUCCGCCGGUAUCAUUAUCAUCACCAUUGUUGUCGUCAUCGUCGCCGCCCGUGCAUCACUGAUUGUCAUCAUGUUAGUUGGCAUUGCGAACAAAUAUCACGUCGUCACUUUGUAAUCGAUCUCAUGGACAUAGCCGCGAUUUUCGAUUUCCCGAGAUUGAUAACAGAAUUUCAGGAAACGCUGAUGAUGAAUCGCAAAAGAUUUUCUAGCAUUAAACUAAUCUGCAUCAAUUUGUUAUUUUAUUAACGUAUAAUUUAUUGUGUUAAAAUACGCUAUUCACGCGAUUUAUAUGAAUGAUACGUUUCGAUAAUGUAUUUGGGACGCGCGAUAUGAAAAUAAAUUGUCAUCGGAUAUAUAGAAUUCCGCAUAAAUAAACUAUUAAUUCCCAAAUAGAAUUGAGAAACUAUGAGAUAUCUCGAGGUACUCGUGUAUCAUUUUUGGCAUAGCAUUAUGGCAUAACAUUAGAAAAGAAAACCGACUAGUCCAGGCUUUGGUUUUCCUCAUUGCCAUUUGCGCGGGUUCGAGUUUUAACGAUGGGUGUUACCUGCCGUUAGAUGAAUAGAGGUUUUCGAGAUAACAUGCUGCAUCACAAAAUGUUAUUAACAUGGAUAGUAAGAAGAACGGAUAACUCCAUCUUGAGAGAAUUGGGAUUAAAGAGAUUGAGAGAAUGGGAAUUAAUACAAAUAAGUGUUUACUUUCAACUAUCCAAAUGUAAAUUCUUAAAUUUUUCAAUCAUCUUGUUAGACGAGAUAUUAUCGAGAAACUCUCGUAAUCCAAGAGAAGAUAAAUGAAAAGCGACAUUUCUCGAUUCGAUGUAUGAUUGACUAAAUAAAAACUUUAACGAAUACGCCGCUGAAGGACAUGAUGCACUUAGCAUGACUUAGCGGAGGAUUGUGAGGCGUGGCAGGUUAUCGC